This is a messenger RNA of Phalacrocorax carbo (great cormorant), 1787 nucleotides long. Lineage: Eukaryota; Metazoa; Chordata; Aves; Suliformes; Phalacrocoracidae. The record is from RefSeq and is a predicted model, not a curated record.
CGGGGAGGGGGAGGCGGCGCGGCGCGGCGCUGCUCCGCGGGCGGGCGCGCGCGGCUAAUCGCGGCACGUGGGCCGGGGCGAGGCCGGCGGCAGCGGUAGCAGCAGGAGCAGCAACAGCAUGGCGCAGCUCACGGCGCGGUUCCGCACCGAGAACCAGAGGUACGCCGUGGAGGAUGUCCCCUUCUCGGUGCCCGCGGCCUCCGAGACUACCGACCUCAGCCACCUCAUCAACAAGCUGCUGGCGGCCGGCCACGCGGAUCACAAAUAUGUGGAAUUUGACUUCCUUAUCAAUGGCCAGUUCUUGCGUGUGCCGCUCGUCACACACAUGGAAAUGGAAAAUAUCUCCACCGAAGAAGUAGUGGAAAUAGAGUAUGUGGAGAAAUAUAUGGCCCCUCAGCCAGAGGAAUGCAUCUUCCAUGAUGACUGGAUCAGUUCUGUUCAAGCCACUGAAGAAUGGAUAUUAACUGGCUGCUAUGAUCAGACUGCUCGAAUUUGGUCUUUGGAAGGGAAAUCCAUCAUGACAAUAGCUGGUCAUACAGAAGUAGUAAAGGAUGUGGCAUGGGUGAAGCAAGAUAGCUUAUCGUGCCUGUUACUCAGUGCCUCUAUGGACCAAACUGUCCUGCUCUGGGAGUGGAAUGUGGAGAAAAACAAAGUGAAAGCCCUUCACUGCUGCAGGGGACACGCUGGGAGCGUAGACGCCAUAGCUGUUGAUUGCACAAGAACUAAAUUCUGCAGUGGAUCCUGGGAUAAGAUGUUGAAGAUCUGGUCUGCAGUACCAACAGAUGAAGAGGAUGAAAUGGAAGAAGCAGCUAACAGACCACGGAAGAAGCAGAAAACUGAACAGUUGGGACUAACGAGGACGCCCCUGGCAACCCUCUCUGGCCACACAGAAGCUGUCUCCUCUGUGCUGUGGUCAGAUGCUGAAGAAAUUUGCAGUGCAUCAUGGGACCACACCAUUAAACUCUGGGAUGCUGAGACUGGAGAUCUCAAAUCAACUUUGACAGGAAACAAAGUAUUUAAUUCUGUCUCCUACUCACCACUGUGUCGACGUCUUGCAUCCGGGAGCACUGACAGACAUAUUAGACUAUGGGAUCCUCGCAGCAAAGAUGGCUCCUUGGUUCUCCUGUCUCUGACGUCUCACACAGGCUGGGUGACGUCUGUGAAGUGGUCACCCACCCAUGAGCAUCAGCUGAUCUCUGGUUCUCUGGACAACAUUGUGAAGCUCUGGGACACAAGGAGUUGCAAAGCUCCUCUGUAUGACUUGGCUGCUCAUGAAGACAAGGUUUUGUGUGUGGACUGGACAGAAGCAGGGUUGCUGUUGAGUGGAGGUGCAGACAACAAACUGUAUUGCUACAGAUACCCAGCUACAGCCUCUGAUGUUGGAGCAUGAAGAUCAACAGCCAGAAGACACUUUAUUUUUAAAUAUUUCUGCAGCAGUCGCUCUCUGUUAGCAUCCCUACACAACCAGCAUCUAAAAAAAGGCAUUUUUUUGUUGCUCAGAGAGCUGUUGUUCCUGGUUUUUGUAUUGGUAAUGUAUAUCCAUAUUUGUCACAGAAAAAUGGUAAUAAGCAGUUACGAAUUGAGUUCGUGUGAAACAAAGCAAAAGGUGUUUCCUCCCUUUUUGAUGGCUUUGAAUUAACAUCUCUUAAAUGACUAUUUUAUAGCCCUUUUAAUAAGGGGUAAGCUGUUCCUGAUACUUACAGAAAAAUUACUCAGUGGAUUAAAUUAUUUUUUUGAGUUUACCUGCUUUCCCUUGGAAAAAAAAAUAAAGCUUUUAUCUCAGUUCA